Solenopsis invicta (red fire ant) is the source of this 8765-nucleotide messenger RNA. Its product is annotated as ARS-binding factor 1. The transcript is spliced from 4 exons. The record is from RefSeq and is a predicted model, not a curated record. Lineage: Eukaryota; Metazoa; Arthropoda; Insecta; Hymenoptera; Formicidae. Bases 2260 to 3402 code for a protein of 380 amino acids.
CAAGUUUAAGAAUAUUUUCAUUAUAUUUUAAAUAAUAAUUUACGUUCCUUAUUGAAACGCGCUGGAGCAUCGAAAUUUUUGCGCUGGUGCACAACAUCUUUUUAAACCUGUGAUGUUGCACAUUAAACCCAAUUCAACCAAUAUUAUUGGAUAUUAAUCUUUUGAAAUGGGCCGAUAAAACGGGUUCCAGUUAUUUAUCGUUGAGAACGCUCUUGAACGGAAAGCUUACUGUUCAGAAAAUAUACAGUACUCGCGUAUUAUUCGAGGCUAUUCAAGAUAUUGAAGAAUCUAAAAAUUUAUUGAGUAUAAUAAUUUAAUUACUGCGAUAACAUCGAUGUAACUAAUAAUUUUAAAUUCUCAACAUUAUAUCAUCGAAUUCAGAAGUUUCAGAAUUUAUUUCGAAAUUCGCGACUCUCUCGGAACGUAAAAAAAUCCCGAUUUACUAAUAACUAGUUAACCCCUGAAAUCUCGUUGUUCCGAGAUUUCAGCAUUGAACGUUCCCUAAUCUCAAUUACCCUCGAGAAUUAUUUCCUCGCGAUUCCUCGUAUACCGCAUUCUAGCCGGGCCUGGCUGCGUGUUUCGACCGUCUUUCGCAUUGCGUCGUACGGAGGAACGAGGUCAUUAGCUACGUGGAUAGUCGGAAUGGGUCGUGGGAAAUCGCUUGAGCAGAAACGAGUACCGGCGCGAUUCUGAAUAUGUUUCGAGAGAAGCCAGUCGAUCCAUCACCGUUGCUUCCUUAGGCUCUGACGUCAGCGUCACGAGUGCGAUUUCGUGUUUUUUGCAAAAUACGCGACAAUAUCUACGAGAGUUGUGCGCUACCGAAUGAUACUCAAGCACGUAUUUCUGAUGAUUUAAAGGACUUGAAGUUUUUCGGGAAGGGCCGAGAACGAGCACCAAUUUUGGAUGUCGCAGUCAAUUUUGAAAAAUCGACGGCCGAUUGAUGAUUAUCCUUCGUUGCAUUAAAAUUGUAUCCACUGGAAGGAUACGAUAGCAGUGUAACGGACACUAUAAGAUCUCGCGAUGAGAAACUAAGAGACGUAAAGCACAACACUGGCGAGCACUAUAUCAAGUUUUUUCGUGUACUUUCGACAUCCGCGCGUGUACAUCUGCGCGAACAGUGGAUCCGAUUAAUCAUCCCAUAAAGCGGACACUUGUGGAAGAGAUACUCGCGUAUGAUGGAAACGCGAGCGCCGGCGGAACCGCUGAAAGAAAUUUACGGCAACCGCGGGGAAUCAUCCGCUUCGUUGAGCACGGCGAAUCAUCUGAUAUUUGCCAUCAGAUAAUGCACGGCCAUCGCCGAUAAUGGAGCGCGAAUCCGGCUAAGACUCGCAUCGCGAAGCUGACCGUUGCAGCCGAGGACGGUUCGCCGAACAUCGAUUGGCUCCGGGCAACAGAACGAAUCCAGAUUCCUUCCUGACGAGGCGAGCGCGCCUGAACGAGCUAAUCGGGCGUGCAGUUACAUCUGCGAAUAAUCCUCGACCGCCGCGAUUUUUGGAUCCACGGCGGAGCAGCACGACGAGAGAAGCACGAGAAAUUGGAUUGAAUGAGGAAUUAUCAAUAUUUUAUCUUUGUCGCCAAUUGCGUCAGUAGACCAAUUAGCGGUAAGCAAGCAGGAUCGAGUCGGAUACUGCCAGCAAAAAAAUGCUUGCGCAGAUAUCGAGAUACUUACACGAAUUGCGUACAAUUAUUUGGCACGCGAGAGAAAUAGAAGCGGGCGCUUCUCUUGCUCGUGCUUUUCGAUUUGGUGAAGAAACAUCCGCGAAGAAAGAUCAUUUCCCUCGCACUGGCUGCUAAUGCGGACGUAUCGGAACAACGGUGAUUACCAGCUUUUACGCGGCUUGUAGCUGCUACCGUUACCGAGGAAGAAGAUCGUUAGUAGCGUCGCCCGGAAAUCCUGUGGAAGAUUAAUGAACGGUGUGGCCGGCGGAGCAGCGUCGCGGCGACUGUAACCGAUAAGGAACCGCGGCCGAGGAAAAACAACGUCGCGGCUUUCCCAGUCUCUCCCUCUCAUCUCCGGUCCAGCGAUCGGUGACACAGGCGGGCGGCUUGAUGUUGUCGCGCUUCCUGCAGGAGCUGUCGUCAGCGGACAACAGGAGUGCCGUCGCGGCGAAACGGAAGGAGGAGGGCUUGUGAUCGUUUCGGCAGCGGGCCGAUCGUUCCCGCGCCACAACCGAUCGCGGUAGCGAAGCGGCGGCGAUCGCCACGAUCGCCGCCGAUGAGGGUGGUGAUGUGACGCCGGCGGCGAAGGCAGGCGAAGAGAUGACGGUGACGAUGACGCCGUCGACGUCCGACGUCGCCGACAAGGCGGUGUCGACGGACGAUGGCGGCAGCGGCGGCAUGGAGGUGGCGCGUCUCGAGGCCGUCCUCGCCGCCCUGGUGGAGACGAAGGUGGAGGCGAUGAAAGCGUCGUCGACGCUUAGCCGACGUUCCGGCAGCGCGCCUACCAGUCCGCGUCGACCUAGACUGACCUCGACCUCGACGGCCUCCUCCUCAUUGAAUCAUCCUCACCACCAUCAUCAUCACCAUCACCAUCAUCAUCAUCAUUCGCAGCAGCAACAGCAACAACAGCAGCAGCAGCACAAUAAGAAAAAGGACCAUCAUCAUCAUCAUCAUCAUCAUCAACAGCAGCAGCAACAGCAGCAGCAGCAUCACCGCCAUCGUCGCAGACGUCACGACUCCGCGCCAUGCGGGAGUGAUUAUCUCAACAACGCGACGGAUCAUUCUCAGCACAAGUUAUCUAAUGAAAGGGGACGGAGAAGAGCCUCCGAAAGUCCUCGAAGCCCUCGAAGCCCUCGAAAGAAGCGCAGGCAUUCGAGGAGCCCAAACGUUCUUCAAGGCGUUGUCCAAGACGUUCACGCCGGCCUCGAUUCGCGCUUCGAGCUGCUCGGCAUUGACGGCGACCAAGACGUGGCCCUAAUAAAUUUCGAAAGGGCUAAAGAAGUCCUCGGCGACUCCUGCGAAUAUCCGCGGCUGCACCGAAGUGCCUGCUACUUUUCUCAAAGCGCAGCUCAAUUAAAAAUUCAUUACGACGAUGACGACUACGUGGCGUUGAACGUAGCCGACGAGCUCGAGGAGGAGGAGACUCUGAGCGGACCGGAGAAGGUGGACGAGUCUCAGGGAAGGUAUCACCGACCGCGAAGAAAGCGCAAACGUAAACGACGCAAGAUCGAACCCGUCUGUCCGGAAGAGGAACUCGUCGAUCCGGACGACCUCCCGCCUCGUGCACGAUGGACGAUCGUCGCGACCGCUUGUCUUCUGCUCGCCAUGUCCUUGCUCCUGGUCGGUGUUACGCUGCGAAUGGCGCCUAUAAUUGACGACAUGGUACGAAAGGAGAACGAGGAGCUGCUGAACUCCCUGAACAGAGACCUUUCCGUGCCCGAGAACGUCACGGCGCCUCCCUAAAACGGGGGUGAAUUCUUCCGGACGGAAAUGGCAUCGCUCGUCCGUCAAUCUCGAUUCGCUUCAGCCGCGUGACACGAAAUCUUCCGUCUCGCGAGGAGCAACGACGACACAUUUCACGACGGCGGACAACGUCGUUUAGGAAUCAACGUGUCGCCAACGCGUUUCGCUUCACGGAGAAACGUCCGCGGAAGCGAUUCAGGGGAAGAUAUUCCGAGACGACGACGGACGGUGAGAAAAAUCGACAGGUCUCGGAACGCGCCGCAGCACGCUGAUUAGGUGUAUCGCAGCAUUUUAACGCGACGCUCCAGAGACGCGUUCCUGUAUAUACACGGCGUACAAUGUGUGUCGCGAAAAGUCCUGAUCGCGACACAUUGUGUCGCAUCGUCGAUUGUAUUGUCGCUGCGUACGAAAACGUCGCAUUGGUAUACAUAUAUAUUUCGUAUCGAUACAGACUAGGUGCCCCCAAUUCCAGCAAGCUUCGUCAAUAUGGGCUCACUCCGACUAGAAACACACAAGCGCAGAACACAAUCUAAGUUAUUGGUGAUGCUCGGCCAAAUUAAUCACUGCAACAUCAGUACUUAAACUUAAUGGUGAAAUUUCUAUUUGAUCGAAUAAAAAUACGCUCCGCGUUGUAAAUUGGCGAUUUCUAACGUAGUCGCGGUAAUCAUUUAGCUCACCCAGCAGCAAUUGUCUGAUACAAUUGUCCAAUACGCGAUAAUAAAUGCGAAGCGAUUGAGCAAUUAAGAGCGCCUGAUCUGCGUGGAAGCGAACCGUAACUCUUCAGCAAGCGCGAUCGCGAUCUUUGACGAGUUCGCGCAGUUUCGUUGCAAAUUUAUUCCGACGAUAGGUCGCAUACCGAAUGUCAACAACGAAGGAACGAUUUAGAAGUCACGCGAGGAGAUGCCGUGAUGCCGUAGACGUGGCACUCGGCCGUUCGUCCGUCGGCGAAGAAAUCGGCUGGUACAUUGAGACCUCUCGUCUAUUUACUUCCUCGGAUGUGCGAGAGGUUGUACGUGGCCCGAAUUGGCUAUACACGUGUGCAUCGAUUCGCGUGAGUAUCAACAUGCGAAUACGAGCUUUAUGAGUUUCACUCGCGAUCGUAUCAGAUAUUCAGACAUAAAACCGACGUAGGACGUGUAGGGUCCUCGGUGCUUUUUCACAUGUCUUCCAGAACGAGAAAGAGGGACACGAGCUCAACGAACGGGGACUCUCUCGGGCCGCCGCCGAUUCCUCGCGCUGACGACGGCCUUGUACGUUUUUGUGCGUGUAGAAAGCUGUACAUAAGAACGUUCGUUAUUAACAAUCGUUUGUAGUUACGCACGUCGGGAGGAUAAUCGAGAUAAGAGCCAAAUUUGUUGUUGUCAAUUGUAAGAUAAAUUGUCAUAAAAGAUACCCGCCGUGAUCGCGCGAUAUAGGAAAGAGGAGAGAGGAAAAGAAACGAAGCACUAGAGCGAUCGGUUAUUAAAAUGUGUGUACCUGCGUAUGUGUGCGUAUGUGUGACUGUACAUUAUUACACGAGUAAGGAUACAAUUCACACUUUGCAUGAAACAACCAAAGUAUUUUUAUUCGUUUCACUCUCCGCUACACCGUCGAUGCAAUUUCCUAUUUUGCUUUGUGACUAAUUGCUUAAAGUUUUAUCGGAUAUUUUUCGCUAUGAUGACGGCGAUUCAGCACAAACUUUUUCCGAUACAUUUAACUCCGCAAUCCUUUCCUACGACCACGGGAAAUAUUUGCCGAGCAUAAUUUGAUCCUAUAAAUUUAAUAUUUCGCAAUUAAACAAUUUAUAAUUUUGAUAGCAAAAUUCAUAAAAUUUAUAUCCUUUAAAUUUUGUUAAAUUUAUUAAAUUUUUCUACAACCCCAGUGCCUAUUAUCUUUUAUUUAGAUAUGUAUGCGUUAUCAUUACUCGCAGGGAAAACAUUUUAAAUUUUUGUUAUUGAAUUUUAUCGCGAUUCACGUUUGUUCUGUUCGCGAUUGAAAUUAUUUUAAUUUGAAACGUUAGGUCAAAUUUUAUGUCGUUAAUACACGUGACGUGUCGUGGCAGUAAAAGGGUCAAUGAUAUAUAUACAUACAUACAUCGUUAAAAAUAUAGUUUUUCGUAUACAUAGAUACUAGUUAUGUACCGAUAGAUGCAAUCUGGUGUAAGCUGAAAAAUAACCGUCAUAUUUGGCAACAAAAGUCUCUGUGACACAACAGGGUCAGACUUCAAUAUCGCUAAGGCUGAAAGAAAUUUAUAGGAAAUUCGUGAAAAUCUCUCUCGUCCACGAAAGCUUUUCUCGCGUCGAAUACGCAGGGUAAAUUGAAUCGUUCAGAUUGAUAUAUAUAUAUAUAUAUAUAUAUAUAUAUAUAUAUGUAUGAACAUUAUUUUUUUUACAUCUAUGACAUUUAUCGCAAUGUUUUUUUUCUCCACCCGCUACUGGUGCGCGAAGCGCAUUAAAACGUAAACGCAGUUAUCGCCAUGUAUGCCGUUUUUAUUUAUCUUUCCGCAUGAAUGUGGAAAUGAAUGUGAUAUAUUCUCGUAAACUGAUUUUAAUUCAGAGCGUAUCGGUUUUUCGAGGGAGCACGGCCACAGUUUCGAAUCUGCAGAGUUUCGAUAGCGAUCGCUACGCGGAAAGACUUUUUCUAUCCGACAAUGAGAUAAUGUACGAUAACGUCUAUAAACAACUGUCGGAGUUUACACGCGCAUCACAUGUAUAGUGACACCUUAGCCCCUAAUGCCGUUUCCGCGACAAUGUAAAAUUAAACGCGACGCGGAAUAUCGAGCGCUUAUUAAAGAAAAAAUAGGGAGGGACACGGGCGAAUUUUAGAAUUUUCAUGAUUAACUUGUUACCAGGCUCACACGUAUACGUCGAACGUGAAGAUAUACGCACAUCUUCGAAAUGUUUACGAUCGCGCGACAGAUCGAUUGCAGAUGAGAGGAGGAGUGGCAAGAAGAAUUCUCUUCGUCUUUUUCGACCAAAUCUCUUCGACUCGUCAAUUUCUCUGUCCCACGCGCUACGUGCCGAAUCAACGCGUCUGCGUUGCGCUUCGUUUUCGCUGUCUAUUCUAAAGACAACCGUCCUGAAAAAUUAUGUUUCACACCGCAGAAACCAUUGUACUAUACUUCGCCGAAGGCGCGUUUGAUAUCCUUUGCUCUAUCUAUUAUACGAACGACGGACGGGGCCGGCGAUGCAGGGCUCGAUCGAUCGGCUGAUCGCACACAUCGGACGACUGGUUUAUUAUCGUCGUGGCCGGGAGACGAUCAGUUUGACAGGCUCGUUUGCGUCACACAAUCAAUCGGCAAAACGUAGAUCGCCGAUAUAUCUUUCGCGAUAUGUAUCGCAAUAAGAGCGUAUAAGUUAGGAAUUAUCGAGCGAUUUUUCGGGCGUAUACGUCAAGCUUCUUUUUUCUAGAUAAUAUCGGCAUUCGGAGAUCGUUCGGAGGCACAGUCAGAUUUACGCUGAUAAGCUUGUUAACGUAGUCUUAAAGCAGAGCUCACGGCCGUAGAUCUCUCGCCGGAAGCGCGUACCACGGCCAUAGACCUCGGUCGCCGAUCGACUCGGCGGCUCGGAGGGGCACAAUAAUUCGCUACACGUUGCGCAAAAGCCUUUUUCUAUAAAGAUAUAUCUCCCUUUUUUACCUCCUAUAAUAAUUACUAAUUUCUAGGGCCACUUGGUAGACGUCGUAGAGCGUUAUAGAACGAGGACCUUUUUUCACUAUAAGCCUGUCUCUCGCGACGAGUCUUCACUCCCGUCUUUUUUUUUUUUGCAUAUGCUUGGAGAUCACUUGGCCUAACCCGCGAGAGAUCCGUUUAAUAAGCGAGCUACUAAAUAGCUUAGUAUUCGCGCGCUCGUGGCUCAUACUCGGGGUAUGAGUCUCGAAGAGAUCCCACGAGGGCUAAACGAGCUCGACGAGUAUUCGCGCGUAUAGUGGCCGUUAGAAACUUCGAGGACAAACCGAGAGGAAAAAAAGAGAAAGAGAGAGAGAGAGAAAUAUUUGCGCUGGUCGCGUUUCUAUUUCUUACGACACUAUGAUACCACCGAGGAUAACGAUACAAUCGCGCCCCGACUUGGCACUUUGCGUGACGAUUAACGACUCCCUUUGUCAAGGUCGAUCGCGACUAAAGUUUUAAGCACCCCCCGAGAUACGAGAUGCGUGUGCCAAAGCUGUGCGUGCGUACGAAGGCACGCACUCCAGUUCCCUUCGACAAUCAUAGUGCCGGUACGUGAGUAUACGCGAUCGCUUGUGUGCGCGUUUUUACGAGAGAGAGAAAGAGAGAGAGAGAGAGAGAGAGAGAGAGAAGAAGAGGGCAUUUUCUGCGUCGUGACGACGCUCGUUUUACACGAGCGAUAAGCUCUCCACUCAGGAGUAAGCGGAUUGUUCUCCGAUCGUUGAUCGCUCGGGACCGUCGAGCAGAAAUGACUCUCGUGCUUCUCAUCGCUUCUUACCUUAUAUAGCUUCGAUGUCGUGCCGGCGACACUGCACGCGUCCGCCGGCGGAAAAAUGUGUUCGCAACGAAUAAACAGGAGAUGAGGCACCGAUAAAACGUACAAAAUUUUAACUUCAAUGAAAAAGAAAACUUUGUCUAUACAGUUCAAGUACCAACGGUACUGCGAUCGAGAGAUUCGCGAUUGUGAGAGAGGCACAUAGCUCAAUAUUAUCGAAUUUCUCGAAAGAGAUUAAAAAAAAAAAAAGAUUUAUCUAUCUUGAAUGAAAAAAUUUUCCCGAAUGUUUCCACGCAACUUUGCGUACAUAAUAAUGCCUAAAUUAAAAUGCAGAAAGCAUUCGCAUAAUUUUUUUUCCGUACAAGAGACAAAAGAGUCUGUCUUUACGCUUUCAUUGCGCCAAAAUCCCUUUUAGUUAUUCAGUGCUGAGAGCUUAGGUCUUAAAACAAUCAUUUUUCUUGUGUUCUUUUUUUCCCACGAUGCGACAUAAUCUCUUUGAAAUAAUGCGUAUUAAAUAAGAAACCACAAUUUUGCGGUCUGAAUACAAUUAUAAAAUAUGCACGUGGAUAAUAUGCGGUCUGUCUCUUUUCUUCUUUCGGUAAAAUUGGGCGACGUGCGUAACAUUAAAUAAUAAGCGGGAUAAAAAGCUGUGUGCAAGUUUUACCUUGUCGCUCUCGUACGCGAGGCACGCGUGUUUUAUUCAAGGAAAAGUGUCACGCGAAUCGUGUAUUCCGGGCACGCUGACGAGAUUUUAUGCCAGGGAUUGUAGCACUAAUAUAAUAAUCUCGACCACGAGGUGUGUAUCAUAGCGAGGCGUUGUGAGAGAGAUGUUACAAUGGAUGAGAUAUUAUAAAAAAAAAAAUUUAUGUUUCUAUAUUGUAAUAACGUUUAUGUAUAACGAGAUUAUUAUAAUGCAAAAAUAUACGUACUAGUUGUCCGGUU